Coffea eugenioides is the source of this 1170-nucleotide messenger RNA. RefSeq names its product alcohol dehydrogenase 1-like. NCBI's taxonomy places the organism in Eukaryota, Viridiplantae, Streptophyta, Magnoliopsida, Gentianales, Rubiaceae. The record is from RefSeq and is a predicted model, not a curated record. The transcript has 10 exons. Bases 133 to 1170 code for a protein of 345 amino acids. Gene Ontology annotation, biological process: formaldehyde catabolic process. Gene Ontology annotation, cellular component: cytosol. Gene Ontology annotation, molecular function: S-(hydroxymethyl)glutathione dehydrogenase [NAD(P)+] activity; zinc ion binding.
CAAGGUCAAGUGAUACGCUGCAAAGGUACUUCCCCUUUAAAUUCUAACAUCAUUUCUUUCCUCUCUGCCGUGGCAUGGGGACCAGGGAAGCCACUGGUAAUUGAGGAAGUGGAGGUAGCACCACCCCAGGCAAUGGAAGUUCGCCUCAAGAUCCUCUUCACCUCACUUUGCCAUACUGAUGUUUACUUCUGGGAAGCCAAGGGUCAGACCCCUGUGUUUCCAAGAAUAUUUGGCCACGAGGCUGCAGGAAUUGUGGAAAGUGUCGGUGAGGGUGUGACGGAACUCAAACCUGGUGAUCAUGUGCUUCCUGUAUUCACAGGAGAGUGCAAGGAAUGCAGGCAUUGUAAAUCAGAGGAAAGCAAUAUGUGUGACCUCCUCAGGAUCAAUACUAACAGAGGAGUGAUGCUUAAUGAUGGGAAGUCGAGAUUUUCAAUAAAUGGAAAACCAAUUUAUCAUUUUGUUGGAACUUCCACUUUCAGUGAAUACACUGUGGUACAUGUUGGCUGUGUUGCAAAGAUCGACCCUGAAGCUCCACUUGAUAAAGUUUGUGUUCUCAGCUGUGGAAUUUCCACAGGUCUUGGUGCAACCUUGAAUGUUGCAAAGCCACCUAAGGGUUCAACUGUUGCCAUUUUCGGUCUAGGAGCUGUUGGUCUUGCUGCUGCUGAAGGAGCUCGAAUGGCUGGUGCUUCAAGAAUUAUUGGGGUUGAUUUGAACUCAAACCGAUUUGAAGAAGCCAAGAAAUUCGGUGUCACGGAGUUUGUGAACCCAAAAGACUACAACAAGCCUGUGCAAGAGGUUCUUGCAGAGAUGACAGAUGGGGGUGUAGAUCGCAGUGUUGAAUGUACUGGAAGUAUCAACGCAAUGAUCUCUGCAUUUGAAUGUGUUCAUGAUGGAUGGGGUGUUGCUGUACUUGUUGGAGUACCAAAUAAGGAUGAUGCAUUCAAGACUCAUCCAAUCAAUGUCCUGAAUGAAAAGACACUCAAGGGUACAUUUUUCGGCAACUAUAAGCCUCGAACUGACCUUCCCUCAGUGGUGGAAAAGUACAUGAAUAAGGAGCUUGAACUUGAGAAGUUCAUCACCCAUGAAGUGCCUUUCUCAGAAAUCAACAAGGCAUUUGAAUACAUGCUGAAAGGAGAGGGCCUUCGAUGCAUCAUUCAUAUGGGAGCAUAA